AGAAUGGAAAUGCAAAGAGUUUGAUAGGGUUGGGGUAAUACGAUAAAGGCUAUCGGCAGCCAGCCAAACCCAUCCUUCUGCUCUUCAUUUUUGCUCUGCUGACUGCUGCCUAGGGUUUUAGUUCUCUAUUCUUCACCAAGAUGAAUGUAGAAAAGCUACGGAAAAUGGCCGGUUCGGUCAGGACUGGUGGUAAGGGAACCAUGCGAAGAAAGAAGAAGGCCGUUCACAAGACAACUACAACUGAUGACAAGAGACUUCAAAGCACCCUCAAAAGAAUAGGGGUGAAUGCUAUUCCUGCUAUUGAAGAGGUUAACAUUUUUAAGGAGGAUGUAGUUAUACAAUUCAUUAACCCCAAAGUUCAAGCCUCUAUUGCUGCAAACACUUGGGUUGUUAGUGGUUCCCCUCAGACCAAGAAGUUGCAGGAUAUUCUUCCUCAAAUUAUUCACCAGUUGGGCCCUGAUAAUUUGGAGAAUUUGAAGAAGCUAGCGGAGCAGUUCCAGAAGCAGGCACCUACCGGUGCGCCUGAAGGUGCUGCUGCAGCACAGGAUGAUGAUGAUGAUGAGGUGCCGGAACUCGUGGCUGGCCAAACCUUUGAAGCAGCCGCUGCAGAGGAGGGUCACACUUCCUAAAAUUCUAAUUGGAUUUUGUAUCCAUCUCAACGUUUUGAGAUCCGUUUAAUUUAGUUGAGUGUUCUAUUUGAUUUUGAUUGUGACAUCUAAAAAAUUCAUCAAAAUGGUUUUUCUAGUAAGCUACUUUGCCCUUCUAAUC
Molecule: messenger RNA, 768 nt
Organism: Nicotiana attenuata
Lineage: Eukaryota; Viridiplantae; Streptophyta; Magnoliopsida; Solanales; Solanaceae
Product: nascent polypeptide-associated complex subunit beta-like
Exons: 6
Coding region: 141-629 (162 amino acids)
Cellular component (GO): cytosol; nascent polypeptide-associated complex
Source: RefSeq, a predicted model, not a curated record